AUGGAUUAUCUGGUUCGGUUCGCCCAGCUCCAUGAGACCUUCCGACGGCCGGAAAUUCAAGCCUGUGCCACACUCGCAGGCGUUGACAUCGAAAUCAUCACCUACAAUGAAUAUUCACCAUAUUGUGUCGUAAGACUACCAGAUGAAGCUGCCGCGCGGGCAGUUGCCAAGCGCAGUAUUCUGGUCAAGGAUAUCUUCGAGCUAUGGGGCGAAGGCACCAAUUAUGAAGAGCUGCAUGCAGAUGUUCGUCGACGAACUCAGCAUCGCUGGAACGACUACAAUGAUGUCCCAUUCAAAUUCACAAUUGACUACUUCGCGGGAACGCGCAGCCAUCUCCAGAAAGGAGAGAUCAUCAGAUCAUUCUCAUACAUGGGGUUCAAAGGCCCGAUCCGGCUAAAGAACCCCGAUGAGGAGUUUUUCGUCAUGGAGGAGUACAUCGACGAUUUCGAAGUCUCUGUCUCGGGUGUGUCGCGAACGGAGGAUCCGCGGAAGAUCUACCUCAGCCGCAAGAUUGCCGAUAGCUGUCGCGAGGAUGUGCUCAAGUACGACCUCAAGAAGCGUCGUUAUAUCAGCACGACUUCCAUGGAUGCGGAGUUGAGUCUCAUCACGGCGAACAUGGCUCUUGCAGCACCAGGAAAAUUGUUCUUCGACCCAUUUGUCGGAACUGGAAGUUUCAUAAUUGCUGCUUCGCAUUUCGGAGCACUGACUCUGGGCGCAGACAUUGAUGGCCGCAGUUUCCGUGGCAAAGAGAGCGGAAAACUGGGCAUAUAUGAGAAUUUUGACCAAUAUGGGAUCAAGAGUAAAUUUCUUGAUACGUUCACAUCCGAUCUUACCAACACGCCACUGCGGAGAACUGCCGUCCUUGAUGGCAUCGUUUGCGAUCCACCAUACGGUGUGCGUGAAGGACUUCGGGUUUUGGGAAAUCGCAAGGGAAAACCUGCGGUCAAUGUGAUCAUUGAUGGCGUUCCCGCCUAUCUCCGACCUGGUUUUGUUCCCCCCAAGAAGCCUUAUGGUUUCGAGGCCCUGCAGAACGACGUCCUUAACUUUGCUGUUCGCUCCUUGGUUCCCAAUGGCCGUUUGUCAAUGUGGAUGCCUACAACCAAUGACGAGAAAACCGAAUUCCCUGUUCCCAUGCAUCAGAACCUCGAGAUUGUCAGCAUCUCUGUUCAGCAUUUCAACACCUGGUCUCGCCGACUUAUAACUUACCGUCGUCUACCUGAGGGACAAUUGUCGGAUACCACACUGGCCCGGAAAAAGAUUGAUGAUGAGGGUACUAGUGCUGAUGAUCUCAAUGCAUUCCGCCGAAUGCAUAUGCUCCGAGGCCACGGCACCCGAGUCGACAAGGACCAAAAAACGACAGAAUAA
Molecule: messenger RNA, 1365 nt
Organism: Penicillium coprophilum
Lineage: Eukaryota; Fungi; Ascomycota; Eurotiomycetes; Eurotiales; Aspergillaceae
Product: tRNA (guanine-N2-)-methyltransferase
Exons: 5
Coding region: 1-1365 (454 amino acids)
Biological process (GO): methylation
Cellular component (GO): cytoplasm
Molecular function (GO): nucleic acid binding
Source: RefSeq, a predicted model, not a curated record